GUCAGCAGCAGCGGCAGUCUAUUGAUGGCGUGAUGCCAAGCUGUCAUUUGCGCAUCAAUGGCCGACCUGUGAAAGAUUUAUUCGCCGCGGACAUGAUCGAUGCCUAGCCGUUGCGCAGCUUCCUGUAUCGCCAACGACUGCGCAGCUGCCAGUCGCCUACAACUGGCUUUCGGAGUAUCCGGGGCCAACUCACUCGUCUUUUCCUACCUCCGACCCGGUUCAAGCAUAAACAGACGCUACUCCGGUAACGGCCGAACGCGCGCCGAUCGUAACCUCGCCGCGGCGUUUGUUGAAUGAAGGGCUGACAUCCGCCAUAACUCGAGCCCCCACCACCAUCACCCCCGUACAAACCGCUGCCGCCUCCUCCUUCGAAUCGACGCCGUCAUGCCAGGCUCCCUCUCCAGGUCGCGGGAAUCCAUGGAGCGUCGGCCCCUCCUCCCCAAACCGCAGGUGGACAGCUCGCACCUGAGGAAGCGCGGAGCUUUUAGUCCAUAUCGACGUGUGCUGUUGGCGACUUUUUUGCUUUCGACCACAUUCGCCUUUACUGCCACACCGCUCACGUAUGGGUACCGGCUAUUCAACUGCGAGGAGUACUACAAAACGCACCCACCAUAUGAGGGCGAUGGCGAUGCGUGCGCGGUGCCCGCGAUCGAGGCGAGGACAGCGAAGGACAUCACGGUCAUGCUCUGUCUAGCGACGCUGAGCGGCACAAUCAAUCUCAUCUUCACGACCUGGCAAAUCAACCACUGGGGCCUCCGCAAGGCCAUCGUGCAGCAAACCUUCUGGCCUGCCCUCCGGAACCUGUGUCAGAUAUACGCUAUCACCGUGGGCGGCGCGACGGGGAUCCAGAUCAUCAACGGCACCCAGCUCAUCACCAUCCUCGGUGGCGGCGCUGGUUAUCUUUUGUCGGCGAAUGCGUAUAUGGCAGAGGUCGUCGAGCCGGGUGAGCGGACGGCCGCCUUUGGGGUCCUGGCCGGGAUGGCGAUGCUCGGUGUGGCUAUAGGCUACAUCGGCGGCGGGGUGGUUUGGGCGCUGGUCAGAUUCGAGACCCCGUUCCAGAUCACUUUCUGCUUACUCGUUCUAUCUACGCUCUUCACCGCCUUCUUCCUGCCGUACAUCCCGCCCGGCGGCUUCCCCUUGCGCAGUGGCACAGCAUCGAACCCCGUUUCUCCCGAACGCGACGUCAAGACGACCUCGUUCUUUUCGUUCCUGCGCCCACUGGGGAUCUUCUGGCCUGCCAAGUAUGCGGACGGGAGCGGGCGAUUCUGGGGUGUCUCUCUCUUGGGCUUUGGCGCUUUCACUUCUGUGAUGUCGACCGGAUACGUGGCAAGUCCUGUCCCGCUCUCCGAUAUAGUGCUACCUCUCACUGCUCGCCAGCCUCUCAUGCUGCAGCUUACCGCGACCAACAAGUACGGCUUCAAGCCCGUCGAUAACGGCUUACUAAUGUCUUGCAACUCACUCUCUCGGGCCGCUUUCCUCACGCUCGUUUUCCCUCGGAUCAUCUCUCGUGGACGCAAGUACCUGUCCUCCCGAACGGCGGCCGACGACAACGCACUUCCACCUGCGGAAAGCUCGUGCACUCGCAAGCCGAUACACGGGAGCGCCUUUGAUCUCGAGUUUCUUCGAUUCUCAAUGAUAAUAGACUCGAUCCUUAUCGGCAUUCUCAUCUUCUCCUGCCGCAGCGGCCAUAUCUGGGCGGCGGCUCUGAUCACCCCGCUUGCUUCUGGCACGGCCCCAGCGUGCAAGGGUGUGCUGCUGGACAUGGUGCCUGCCAAGUCCAAGGCGGAGGCACUGGCAGGCAUCGCGCUGAUUGAGACGGCGGCGAACAUCUUCACUGCGACGCUGUAUGGCGCGCUGUUCGCGUGUUUGUCGCGUGCGGGCCUGCCCAACUUGAUCUUCCUGUACAACUCGGUCACGGCGCUCGCUGCUGCGCUGGUGCUGUUUGCUGUGCGCUAUCCAAGAGGGAAGCUGGUCGGUCAAUGACGUUACGUGCGAUUGCUCUAUCCUACACCCUCAUCUAUUCUAUCCGGGAAAUAUUGCUAGAACCAUAAUUUGGAUUCUCGUGUAUUGUAGCAUUUUGUAAGUAGUAGUCAGUGGAGUAGUAAGUAGUCAUCGGAGAUAUCGAGCAUCUAUAGUACUUUGGUAGCUUCUGGACUAGGAUCGGCGAGAGAUGUGGGUCCUCCACAAUCCGAAGGCACGCUUGUUAUGUCGCGUCACAUCUCGUCCAAUGGCAAAGCUCAGAAUCCAAGAACGGUGACCAGAAGACCUACUCGAUGGGGCAGCGGUGACUUUCUUGACCGUUUGAAGCAACGCUCAUUCAAGAUUGAGCGAACGCACACAACCCACAAGAAAUGCAUCCUCUCAUCGUUCUCUCGCUGCUCCCCAUCCUGGCCCUCAGGAUCUUCGCGCAGACUUUGACUUGCGGGGACUCUGACUACUUGCCGACCAAAGUAGGCACCUGCGCGUUCACUUCGUGCGAGUGAUCCGACAGGCGAUUUUAGUACACCUAUUUCGACGACAACUUCCUCUGCCCGAUCGUUAACAACGACAAGGCUAGCGACGCGGACGCGCUCCGGCGCUGCGGAUACGCGUGUUACUCGACCAAGUCUUAUACGUCAGUCUCGUCUCUCUGAAGCUUGCGUGCAGGAACUGUCAGUGACUCGGCCACUCGGUAGGUGCAAUGAUACCUUGCUGGAGCCUGUGAUCGCUGGCCAAGACCCGCUGGAGACCUGCGGCGACGUUCGAUUCUAUCCCAACGAGGUACGGCGCCAGGUUCUCUGCGGUUCUCGACCAAGCUCAUUCGGAUUCGCAAAUACCUCUGCGUCGACGGGAACUACCUGUGCCCUCUGAUUGAUGGGACCGGCUACCUGCGCUGCGGAGACGCCUGCUAC
Molecule: messenger RNA, 2891 nt
Organism: Mycena citricolor
Lineage: Eukaryota; Fungi; Basidiomycota; Agaricomycetes; Agaricales; Mycenaceae
Source: the annotation of a GenBank genome assembly